AUGAAAGCAGUGGAAUCUGGACAGCUGAAAUCAUCAAAGUGUGAAGAUUCCUUUACUACCCAAGGCUACUCCAAUUGGAAGAAUGCGACCACUGCAUUUAGGAAGCAUGACAUAAGUGAUUGCCAUAAGGAAGCAAUUGAUAUCCACACUCUUCCUGAGCAAUGUGAAGAUAUUGCACUCACUAUGCAGAGGUCAUUGAGCAAGAAAAGGCAAGUCAAUUGUAGGAUGUUGCAUGUUAUAAUUAGGUCAAUCAAGUAUCUUGCUUGGCAAGGCUUGGCACUUAGGGGUGAUAGCAGUGAUGAAGGGAAUUUUAUUCAGCUAUUAAAGCUUCAAAGUGAGACAGAUCCUGCCUUGCAAGCAUGGCUGACAAAAGAGCGUGAAAAGUACACGUCUGGAGAAAUUCAGAAUGCAAUUUUACGAAUCAUGGCCAAUUCCAUCCUUCGUAAAAUAUCAAAACAUGUGCAUGAUAAUGCUUACUAUGCGUUGAUGGCAGAUGAAGUAACAGAUUCCUCAAACCGUGAGCAGUUUGUCAUUUGCUUUCACUGGGUAGAUAGUGAUUCUUUUAGUGUUAAUGAGGACUUAAUUGGCUUCUAUCAAGUUGACAACAUCACUGCUUCCACAUUGUUUUCCUCACUAAAAGAUGUCUUACUUAGGCUGAUUAUUAGCAUUAGUAAAAGCUGUGCACAGUGUUAUGACGGUACAAGUAACAUGGUGGGUGUUCGAAGUGGCAUUGCCAGUCUAAUUCAGAGGGAGGAGCCUCGUGCUAUUUUAGUACAUUGCUAUGGCCAUUCUUUACAGCUUGCAGUUAGUGACACUGUCAAAAAAAUUAAGACAAUGGCCGAUGCUCUUGAUACAACAAAUGAAAUAUCAAAGUUGUUAAAGUACUCACCAAAACGUGACACACUUUAUGAAAAAAUGAAACAAGAACUUGCUCCCGAUACACCAGGCUUUCGUAGGUUGUGUCCAACUCAAUGGACAGUCCGAGCCAACUCUCUGCAGGGUGUGAUUGACAGCUGGUUGCCUCUUCGUGAGUUAUGGGAUGAGUGUCUCACACAAAGGUUAGAUUCUGAGGUAAAAUCUCAAAUAAUUGGCGUUAAACACCAGAUGAGCACUUUUGAGUAUUUCUUUGGUACUUCACUUGGAAUUUUACUUUUAAAGCAUAAUGACAACUUGUCCAAAACUCUCCAACACAGUUUCAUGUUGGCAUCUGAAGGUCAGUCAGUACCUGCUAUGACAGUUUCAACUCUUGAGCUAAUGAGGUCAGACGAACAGUUUGACAUGUUUUGGUCAAAAGUGACUAAAAAAGCCAAUGAGUUAGAACUAAGUGAGCCAGUGCUUCCAUGCAAACGAAAACGACCAGUUCGAUAUGAGGACGGUCAAGUUGAAGCCUACUAUCCAGACACACCUAAAUCUCUUUAUAAGGCUAUGUAUUUUAGAUCCUUAGAUGUUAUUAUCUCUUGCAUCAAAACUCGUUUUGACCACCCAGGGUACCAUAUUUUGCGCCAAUUAGAGAGCCUUCUACUCAAGGCAGUAAAUCAGGAGAGUUUCACAGAGAAAUUGGAGGCUGUGUCUUGCUUUUACAACAACGAGGUCGAUAAAGGACUUUUAGAAACUCACUUGAGCACUUUAUCAUCAUUUUUCCAUACCUCCCAAGCGGCUGCUAGGCCGGCCACUUUCAAUGACCAGAAGGAAUUCAUCGCUAAGCUUUCAAAAUCCCAAAAGUCCUUGAUUUCACAGGACAUUUUCCUAUACAGGAUGGUUCUUCUAGCUUCACCUACCAAUGCUGUUAGCGAACGCUCUUGUUCAGCUCUUCGAAGGACCAAAACAUGGCUCAGAACGACUAUGAACCAGGACAGACUAAAUUACUCUUUACUUCUGCACACGCACCAAACUUUGACCAAAUAG
Amphimedon queenslandica is the source of this 1905-nucleotide messenger RNA. Its product is annotated as zinc finger MYM-type protein 1-like. Lineage: Eukaryota; Metazoa; Porifera; Demospongiae; Haplosclerida; Niphatidae. Bases 1 to 1905 code for a protein of 634 amino acids. The transcript has a single exon. The record is from RefSeq and is a predicted model, not a curated record.